This is a messenger RNA of Paraglomus brasilianum, 879 nucleotides long. Lineage: Eukaryota; Fungi; Glomeromycota; Glomeromycetes; Paraglomerales; Paraglomeraceae. The record is from the annotation of a GenBank genome assembly.
AUGGCGAUUGCUUGGAGAUACAAAGGGCUGGGAAGGUUCGAGUCGGGAGUACCGACAGGAAAAGUCACUCCAUCGAUGACUUUGUCGAAGCAACUUUCGAAAACAGAUGCUCCUCGACCCUUUUGUAAUACUUUUGACCUGACAAAGACAAUUCCAGAAUCGAUUAUAGGAGCCGCAUCCCUAUCUUUGCUAGACAUUAACAAUAUCAUUGAAGGUAGCGGUGACACAAGAUUGUAUGACCAAAUUCUUCAGAAAAUAAGAACAAUGAUGAAAGAGAAGGGCUUAAGCAAUAUAGAAGCUUCUGACGCGAGUGAACAAGUUAAUACACUUCGGAUUUGUAUUGAAUCAAUUGAUUCUCCAGGAUGGCCGCCACAACGUCCAGGUGAAGUGUUUAAAUUCUUCCAUGCUCUGCGCGGACUCUUACGCUCCUCAAAUGCAGCCGCCGUCAUAACAAUGCCUGCUCAUUUGUAUUCGGAUGACUCUCAAGAUGUUGUCAGGCGAAUUGAGCAUAUGUCUGAUGCUGUAAUAGAACUAGAUUCAUUUGCUGCAAGGCCGGGAACUGCAGAUACGGCAUAUAGUCAGGAUUAUCAUGGUCUCUUCUAUGUCCAUAAACUUCCGGUGAUAAAUUCUCUUGUUUCACCAUCGACAAAACUAUCGAUACUCUUAGGGAGUGGCCACAGUAAUUUGGGAUUUAAACUAAGGCGGAAGAAGUUUUCGAUUGAGACAUUCCAUCUUCCACCAGAGGGGGGGGUUAGCGAAAGAAGGACUGGACCGAAUAAGCAGAAGGGGACUGGGGAGGCGGAAUCGAAAAUUGCAGGCAAAGUUGCCAGUGUCGGUUGCGGCUCGUUGCCUGGAAAGACGGAUUUAUACGAGUUUUAG